CAGCUUAAGACCCGGAAGCAUAAACGUGAAAAUUGUAAACACGGCUGCGAAAGCUGUGUAUUCGUUUGUGAAAGAUGGUGUACGUGUCCAACGGUCAGAUCCUGAACAGCAGGGCCCAGUCCCCAUGGAGGCUGUCGUUACUGGUUGAUCUUUUCUGGGGAGCAGUGGAGUUUAUUGGCCUCUUUUUUAAGACAAUAAUUCACCCUGACCUAUCAACCAGAGCUUCGUCAAGCUUCAGUGAUGGCAGAGGCCCUCCAGGUCCCCCUGGUGGUAGAAGGCGGAUGGGAAGAAUAACCUAUAGUGCCGGUCCCAGCCCUCCACCAAUGGGUGGAGGAGGAUGAGGAAGGUAAAUGCCUACACAUGCAGUGUAGGCAUGGGGUCUUACAGUGUCGGUUCCCUGAGAACGUCAGUGCUGUAGCCCCUCUUCAUCAGCUGCCACUGCUACCAGCAGUUUUUUGAUGCCUUUCUGGGAAUACCUACACAUAGGAGCCAGAAUGGUUGAUACAGCAGCUAUCUGCACCACUCCCCACACUUUUUUUUUUAUUUUUUGCUUCUGCCUUUUACUGACUUCAAACUUCAUUCUGGUUACGGUCAAAGCAUAGUUUGGUUUGUCUUUAUUUUUACAUAAAAAUCUGAGUUUAGUUUGUCUUUUCACAGCUGAAUGUCAUUAUGUUUUAGCUUUGCUGUAUGUAAAGCAGGAGGAUACCAAAAGUUCAAAAUUGUUUUUAUUCCAAUUUCAUAUUAUUUAAUGUUAAAUCGAAUCUAAAAUGUUGAUUAAAAAUAAUGUAAUCCUCAAA
Messenger RNA from Austrofundulus limnaeus, 797 nucleotides. It is a transcript of the gene selenok, whose product is annotated as selenoprotein K. Gene Ontology annotation, cellular component: Golgi apparatus; endoplasmic reticulum membrane. NCBI's taxonomy places the organism in Eukaryota, Metazoa, Chordata, Actinopteri, Cyprinodontiformes, Rivulidae. The record is from RefSeq and is a predicted model, not a curated record. Bases 75 to 341 code for a protein of 88 amino acids. Gene Ontology annotation, biological process: endoplasmic reticulum calcium ion homeostasis; calcium ion transport. The transcript is spliced from 5 exons.